Molecule: messenger RNA, 246 nt
Organism: Microthlaspi erraticum
Lineage: Eukaryota; Viridiplantae; Streptophyta; Magnoliopsida; Brassicales; Brassicaceae
Source: the annotation of a GenBank genome assembly
AUGGGAGGAGUUAAGAAACGAUGGACAAGUGGAAGAGGAAUCAGGGUGAGCCCGAAGGCGAAGAGAUUGCGUGCGAGAGUGAGAGGCUUCUUCAGGCUACUCAGGAGCUGGUGCUGCAAAAGGCCAAGGCCACCGCUGGUCAGAGAAGUCGACGGCCAUUAUUACACACCUCUACGGCGCUCCAACUCUUCUUUCUACGCUGAUGCAAUUGCAGACUGCAUUGAUUUCAUCAAGCGCUCCAGCUGA